AUGUCCACUCCCGACCUACCAACCAAGAUGUGGGCAGCGCAAGUUGUCGAGUUCAACUCACCGUACAAAGUUCACCAAAUCCCCCUUCCGUCAGACCUCGCACCGAAAGACCUCCUAAUUAAAGUCGCCGUCGCAUCACUUUGCCACACAGACUCCAUGGUCUCUGCUGGCAACAUGGGCACACCCCUUCCCUGCACAGCUUCUCAUGAAGGCGCCGGUACCAUCGUAGCCAUAGGUUCUUCCGUAAAGGACUUCGCGGUAGGCGACAGGGUCAUGGCAGGACUGUUAUACCAUGCAUGUGGGACCUGCGCUGAAUGUCAAGGCCCCUCGGCUUGUCCGCAAUACUGCCAGAAGACUGGUGGUUUCCUGGGUGUGACAAACCACGGCUUUUUCGCUCAAUACGCGAAAAUUGAUGCGGAGCAAACUGCAAAGUUACCUGACAAGGUGUCUUUCGAGACUGCUGCUCCGCUGGCUUGUGCGGGUAUCACUAUCUACCGUGGCAUUGUCUUGUCUGCCGUGAAAAAAGGAGAAUGGAUAGCCAUUGUAGGUAGUGGAGGUGGCCUAGGUCAUCUCGGCGUGCAGUUUGCAAGGGCAAUGGGGUUGAACGUUAUUGGUAUCGAUGCGCGAGAUGAAGGUUUGGAACUCACGCGGCAUUGUGGUGCAGAUGUUAUCAUUGAUGCUAGAACAAGCAGAGAGGAUAUCAUCAAAGCUGUACAUGCUUGUACGAACAAUGAAGGUGCGACGGCUACUUUGAACGUAAGCGAUGCUUCCUCGGCGGCGGCUACGGCAUGUGCUAUCACCAAAAUGCAUGGCACUAUGAUUCAGAUUGCGCAACCGGAUGACGUGGUAAUCCCGUAUCAUGAGCUCAUCUUUCGCGAUAUCAGGGUCAGAGGGUCGGUCAUCUCUACUGUAGGUGAGGCGCGCGAUAUGUUGAAACUGGUUGCAGAGCAUGGUAUUACAGUGCAGACGAAUCCGUUUCAGGGGUUAAGUGAGAUUGAGAAGUUGGUUGAGUUAGCGCAUGGAGGCAAAAUGAAGGGAAAGGGUGUUAUUAUCAUGGACCAGAAGCAGGUAUAG
Molecule: messenger RNA, 1074 nt
Organism: Alternaria postmessia
Lineage: Eukaryota; Fungi; Ascomycota; Dothideomycetes; Pleosporales; Pleosporaceae
Exons: 1
Coding region: 1-1074 (357 amino acids)
Molecular function (GO): oxidoreductase activity
Source: RefSeq, a predicted model, not a curated record